This is a messenger RNA of Centropristis striata (black sea bass), 1170 nucleotides long. RefSeq lists its product as uncharacterized. The coding region runs from base 169 to 993 and encodes 274 amino acids. NCBI's taxonomy places the organism in Eukaryota, Metazoa, Chordata, Actinopteri, Perciformes, Serranidae. The transcript has 8 exons. Gene Ontology annotation, biological process: biosynthetic process. The record is from RefSeq and is a predicted model, not a curated record.
UGGAAAUACCAACCGGAAGCACAACCCGAAACUUUGUCAGGAAUGCUAAUCUCGCGAGAUGAGCCGUAACUUUUUACCUAUUUCUCUGUUGGCUGUAAGUAUUGCGUAACAACCUUUGUAUACAGUCUAUGGUAACAACCAGGUAACACGGCGAAUAACUGAGUCUAAAUGAAAGCCGUUAUUCUCGCCGCCGGGUACGGAACCAGGCUCCAGCGGGAUGUGGCGGCCGACAGCAGCGGGAGGUUCGCCCACCUGGCCGGGACCGCUAAGCCGCUGCUGCCGGUGGGACGGAGCGCCCUGGUGUCCCACUGGGUCCACGCUCUGACCGCGUCCGGCUGCGUGGACUGCAUUUAUGUUGUUACUAACGCUGUCUACCACGCUGCAUUUGAAGAGUGGGCGUCACAUUUCACAAAUGUCAAGAUUCUCAGUGAUCAGACGAGAAGCAACGAUGGGCGACUUGGUGCUGUGGCCUGCCUGCAACUUGCAGUGAAGCACUUCAACAUAGUCGACCAUGUCUUAGUUAUUGGGGGUGACACCCUGUUCAAAGAAGACUUCAGCCUCAGUAAAGUCAAAGGGAGGUUUUCUGAGCUGCUGGCGGAGUGUGAGGACAGCUGUCUGGUGCUGUCGUACCAGUGCAAAGAGGACGAAACCCAUAAAUACGGGAUAUUGGAGGUGGACAGUGAUCUUCGCAUCCUCUGUAUGAAGGAGAAACCUCUUCCUUCUGAGACAAAGUCCAGGAGAGCAUGUCCCUGCUUCUAUGUGUUGUCAAAGAGAAGCCUUCCUCUGUUGGAUUCCUUUCUUGAGGAAAAGAAGGAGGCUCCUAUUGAUGAGAAAGAUGCCCCAGGAAACUUUGUGUCUUGGCUCAUCCCAAGGAGGCCAGUAUACACUCAUGAGAUUUCUGGGCGUUUCGAUGUUGGGAACUUGCCUUCCUAUAUCGAUUGUGACCUUUACUUCAGAGAAAAACUUCAAGAUAUCGAGUCUUACAUGGUGUAAAAGGAAACAUUUCAUUUUAAACACGGUAUUUAUUAUGCCGUGUUAAAAAAACGAUACAAAACCUGCACAAAAAAAAUCAAGAAUCUGUAACGGGGAAUCAAGAAUUGUAUCUGUAAAUAAGAUAUUAUUUGUAUGUAAUUUUCUAUUAAAAUGAUUUUUAUAUUCUCUUCAUUACAA